Penicillium taxi is the source of this 2649-nucleotide messenger RNA. RefSeq lists its product as uncharacterized. The record is from RefSeq and is a predicted model, not a curated record. The transcript has a single exon. Lineage: Eukaryota; Fungi; Ascomycota; Eurotiomycetes; Eurotiales; Aspergillaceae. The coding region runs from base 1 to 2649 and encodes 882 amino acids.
AUGGCUUACAAUGCUGUCGCUCAUGAGGCUUCCGAUUCCGGCUCCAACUCAUCGCGCAGGUCCACCCCUGCCUCUCACUAUCGCGUCAACGACACCCUUCAAGUCGUAACCGCAAAUGCCGAUCAGGGCCUCACAGGCUUGGGCGCAAUCAUUCGCUCCGUGACUUCUGCCAGCUACGAGACCGUCGAGGAUGACGAUUACGAUGCUGAACCCCCCGUACAUGAAGACAUUCCACUGCAUGUUGCUCCACUGAAUGUGCCUCCACUCAGCGUGACUCCGCUGAAUACUGCGAUCGCGCGACAUUCUCCACUAGAGACCCCCUUGCAAAGCCCUACCCCCUCGAUCCCUCUCAGUCAUCCUACCCCAGAUCUUCAAUCGAUCCAAGGCGCCUAUGUCGGAAAUGUGGAGCGACUAGAAGAAAGUGCCAUGCGACUCAGUGCAAGCUCUACCGACAUUGCUAGUGAGAUUCGCAAGAUGGAUAUGGAACAGAAGAGACGCUCGUGCAGCUCCGCUUCUAAUUCCGUUAUAAUGAGGAAUGAAGCAUUCUCGCCGGGCGCCAUGUCUUCUCCCCAUGGAUCAUCAAGUCGAUCAACGCGUCAACGUUCCGUUUCGGGUGCAUCUCGCCUCGCUCAGCUGGCCGAGCCCGAUGAUGAGGAACGUAAUCGAUGCCUAAAUGGCAUUUUUGCUUCUCCAUUCCCGCUCGCCCCUGCCAUUGCUCCACCCCCACAGCCACGAGUCUAUCCUCAACGAAACGAACGCUAUUAUCACCAAUGUGACGGUGCCGGUGAUGAAGAUGGCCAAGUGGAGGCCACGGGGGAGGAACUCCAGCGUUCAUCUUCAGCUGCUUCCGGCGAUACCUUCCAGCAAGCCCAGACUCUGUUUAACGGUUUCGAUGGUGUCCAUUUCACACCAUUGGGAAAUACCGGGCGGCAGUUCGCCCUGAACCGACCGCCCCUUGCGAGCACACCCCAGUCAUACAAGGAGCCGCAAACAGGCGAGCACAUGGUUUACUACCCUGCGCCCGUCCCACGCAUGCUUAAUCUCCCUCCCAAACUUUCACGCCACCCAAUCACUGAUCGAGAAAAGCGGCGAACACAACUCUUGACGACGAUUGCAGCUGAAGAUAGAAAAGCUGCUGAUGAAGUUUCCCAAUCUGGCAAUGACAAUGCAAACAACAUCCCGAAGAACAAGCAUCAGUCUGUCAUUUCGCCUCAUCUUCGUGCAAGCGUCUUCUUCGACCCACCAAGAACUACUCUCGAAGUUGAAGUGAAGCAACAAUCUGCCGUCGCAACACUUGAUAGCAUCUUAGACGCUUCGGCUCAUGCACCUGUCUCGGCAUUUACUGACCACCCCUUUGCUGGUCAUGCUGGCUCGCAUGUCUACGGUAGUUCAAAACGCAACACUAUACUCAAGAAAUCGUCUCGUAAUUCCCAGUUCCCAAUGGGCCAACGCCAGAGCACUGUGAAGAAGGAGGCCGAUGGCUCGGUCAGCUCCAAGAGUGACUCUAAAAGUGAGGAGGAUUCCGAUCCGUCAGAUGAGACUGGUACCGGAAGUGAAGAGCACCCAGGAAGUGAAGGUGACGAUGAAGAAGAGGAGGAUGAAUUGGACUAUGUCGGCCCGCCAAAUACACUCCUAGCUGAAUUGGUGUUACGAAAACAUGAAUUGGCACAGCGGCGACGCACGGCACUACCUUUGCCCAGCGAUACUGGAAGAUAUGGUGCCACACUGUUGGAAUUGGAUGCAAGGGCCCAACGACAGAGCGAUAAAAGAAGAAAUCGGCCAGUCACACUCGCAUGGGAUCCUCGCGACGCCGGGGAUGACGAGGAAGUUCCUCUAGGAGUUUUAUACGCUGAUAGGAGCGCCGUUGAGGAGGAGAACCGUCCCCUAGGUCUCUUGGAAAAACGCGCACACGAAGAAAAUGAACCUUUGAGCUCGCGCCGGGCUAGGUUACGUGGUGAGCCAGCCGUGGCAAAGCGACCUGUUAGUGACUUCUAUGCCGUUACUGUGGCUGAACCUACUCGGCCAGAACCAGAGCCAGAGGAAAGUGAUCACGAAGGCGAGACAAUGGCCGAACGACUGAAGCGCCUGAAAGGCGAGAAUUCAUCCCAAAGUCACUUUGCGAGUGAAUUGAUCGCGGAGAUUGAUACCAGAGCCGGUGUGGAAAGUCGCGCAAGUUUGCAUACCAAGGAAGCCGAGCCCGAGCCAGUGAAUGAAGAAGAGACUCUCGCACAGCGGCGAAGUCGCCUCCAGAAAGAAAAUGCGGCUGCACCUAAGCCAAAACCUCGCGUGAGACAAAGCAUGAUCGCUCUCCCACAGGUACGACCAGCUCCUGUGGCUCGCAAAUCCUCACAUGAUGUGCUGCAACAAUUCGGCAGGCCCCAGUACGGUGGCCAUCGAAUGUCCAUGCAGCCGUACCCAGUGCAAUCAUCACAUGGCAGCUACCAUGCGCCAAUGGGACAGCCAAUGGCACAACCAUACAACUAUGGCAUGGCAUAUCCUGCCGCUCGUCCCUAUUCUCAAGUCAAUACAAUGCCUAUGAAUGGCAUGGCAUAUUCCAUGCAAAAUGCAUAUAGUCCGGCAAUGGCUCGCCAACCGGUCGAUCCAGCACAGCUAGACAUGGUUGACCGGUGGAGACAAAGCAUCCGUUAG